AUGGCCAUUACAAGGUUUCUCUUUGCUGGUUUGCUUUUGUUUACCAUGCUCUUAAGUUUCAGCUACGCAGCUAUAACGCCGACAAGUCCUUUGUCUAUAGGACAAACUCUCAUUUCUUCCAACAAGGUUUAUGAGUUGGGAUUCUUCAGUCCAAAUAACACCCAGGAUCAUCAGUAUGUUGGAAUCUGGUUCAAGGAUACCACUCCACAGGUCGUUGUGUGGGUGGCCAAUAGAGAAAAACCCAUUACAGACUCCACAGCAAAUCUAGCUAUCAGCAGCAACGGAAGUCUUCUCUUAUCUAAUGGCAAACAUGGCGUUGUGUGGUCCACUGGAGUAACGUUUGCCUCUAGCGAGUGUCGUGUAGAGCUUUCAGACAGCGGAAAUCUUAUUGUCAUAGACAAUGUUUCACUAAGAUUUUUAUGGCAAAGCUUUGAGCAUCUUGGUGAUACUCUCCUUCCUUCCUCGUCACUGACGUAUAAUCUUGCCACCGGUGAGAAGCGGGUGUUGACUUCUUGGAAAAGUUACACUAAUCCAUCGCCUGGCGACUUCGUGGGUCUGAUUACACCGCAAGUGCCGUCACAGGGGUUUAUUAUGAGAGGCUCAACGCCUCACUGGAGAAGUGGUCCAUGGGCUAAAACAAGGUUCACUGGCCUACCUUUCAUGGAUGAAUCAUAUACAACUCCAUUCAGCCUACACCAGGAUGUAAACGGGUCAGGAUACUUUUCUUUCUUUCAAAGAAGCUACAACCUUUCACGUGUAACUUUAACAUCAGAGGGAUACUUGAAGUUGUUUCACCAUAGUGGAAUAAAUUGGGUAUUUGACUAUGAGGCUCCAUCACAUUCAUGUGAUAUUUACGGUGUAUGUGGACCUUUUGGGGUGUGUGUUUGGUCAGUUCCUGUACAGUGUAAAUGCUUCAAAGGGUUUAUACCAAAAUCCGUUGAGGAGUGGAAAAGAGGAAAUUGGACUGAAGGUUGUGUGAGGCGUACCGAACUACUGUGCCAAGGAAAGUCUACUGGCAAAGAUGUAAACAUCUUUCAUCCUGUUGCCAACAUAAAGCCUCCAGACUUUUAUGAAUUUGCAAAUGCUGUGAAUGCUGAAGAGUGCUACCAAAGUUGCCUCCGAAAUUGUUCUUGCUUGGCCUUGGCUUAUAUUCAAGGAAUAGGAUGCUUAAUGUGGAACCAAGAGCUAAUGGACGCAGUGCAAUAUCCUUCAGGAGGAGAACUUCUUUCCAUUCGGCUUGCACAUUCUGAAUUAGAUGGAAAUAAGCGCAAGAAAACCAUUGUCGUUAGUACAGUGAGCCUUACCCUUUUUGUGAUCUUGGGCUUUGCUGCUUUUGGCCUCUGGAGAUGCAGAGUGGAACAUAACGCUCAUAUAGCAAAGGAUCCAUGGAGGAAUGAUCUGAAUCCACAAGUUGUCCCAGGUUUAGAUUUCUUUGAGAUGAAUACCAUUCAAGCUGCCACCGAUAAUUUUAGUCUAUCAAACAAACUCGGACAAGGUGGAUUUGGUUCAGUUUACAAGGGAAAACUGCAAGAUGGGAAAGAAAUCGCGGUAAAACGGCUUUCUAGCAGCUCUGGACAGGGCAAAGAGGAGUUCAUGAAUGAAAUACUACUCAUCUCAAAGCUACAACACAGAAACUUAGUCCGGGUUUUGGGAUGCUGUAUUGAAGGAGAAGAGAAGCUAUUGAUUUAUGAGUUCAUGGUGAACAAGAGCCUCGAUACUUUUAUCUUUGAUUCAAGAAAAAGGCUUGAGAUUGAUUGGCCAAAGAGAUUUGAUAUCAUUCAAGGUAUUGCGCGUGGACUUCUCUAUCUCCACCACGACUCACGCCUCAGGGUUAUUCACCGAGAUCUCAAGGUCAGCAAUAUUCUUCUGGAUGAGAAAAUGAACCCAAAAAUAUCAGAUUUCGGAUUGGCUCGGAUGUAUCAGGGAACCCAGUAUCAGGACAACACUCGCCGGGUUGUAGGAACUCUAGGAUAUAUGGCUCCUGAGUAUGCAUGGACUGGGAUGUUCUCUGAGAAGUCAGACAUCUACAGCUUUGGAGUUCUGUUGUUAGAAAUCAUCAGCGGAGAGAAGAUCUCAAGGUUCCGCAAUGGUGAAGAAGGCAAAACCCUUCUUGCAUAUGCAUGGGACUCCUGGUGUGAAACCAAAGGAGUCGAUUUUCUGGACCGAGAUCUUGCCGAUUCAUGUCAUCCAUCUGAAGUUGGGAGGUGUGUCCAGAUUGGUCUGCUCUGUGUUCAACACCAACCUGUAGACAGACCCAACACACCUGAGUUGCUGUCUAUGCUCACCACAACAUCAGAUCUUCCAUCACCGAAACAACCUACAUUUACAGUACACAGUAGAGCUGAUGAAUCCAUGUCUAGCGAUUUGAUCACCGACAAUGGGAUGACACAAUCUGUGAUCCAAGGGCGUUAA
Arabis nemorensis is the source of this 2412-nucleotide messenger RNA. The record is from the annotation of a GenBank genome assembly. Lineage: Eukaryota; Viridiplantae; Streptophyta; Magnoliopsida; Brassicales; Brassicaceae.